GCUUAUGUCUCCUCUUCUCUCGGUAGAAGCUAAAGGAGAAGAUCAUAUUCUGCUUUCAAACAUGGAUUAUGUCUCAUCAGUGCUUUCGUUUGAUCAAAACACCGAUGACCUCUUCGAAUCUUUUUCUUUUCCCAGCUUUGAACCUGAUGAACUCUUCCUGGCCUUGCCCCAGGAUACUGAUUUUCUGAGCAAGAAAACCAACAAUUGCACAGGCUGCGUCGAAAACGGAAGCAACACCGGUCGGCGUAAAGCACCGAAGACUCCCUCCAGUUCUGGUGCCAAUAAGGGUGUAAACCCUCCUGACAAUAAGAAGAAGAAGAUCAAACACAGAGAGAUAGAGAGGCAAAGGAGGCAGGAAAUGGCCACCCUGUAUGGGGCUGUGAAAUCAUUGCUUCCUCCUGACUAUCUCAAGGGCAAGAGAUCGGUAUCUGAUCAUAUGAAUCAGACUGUGAGAUAUAUUAAUGAUUUGCAGCGCAGGAUUGGGGAGUUAAAUGAAAAGAGGAAUGAGCUUAAAAGAUUGUCCAGUUCUUGCAGUUCAAGUUUUGUUCCACAAUGUUUACAAGGCUGUCCUGAUCAGGACACUACUGUAACUGUUAGACCUUGUCUGGGCGGCGGAGGGGUGGAGGUUGUCAUAAGCACUGCCUUGUCUCAGGGGCUUCCUCUUUCCAGUGUGAUUCACGUUCUGAUUGCAGAAGGCCUGAGUAUAGCCAACUGCAUUUCAACCAGGGUGGAUGAGAGGUUGAUGCAUACUGUUGUGUCUGAGGUGAGUGUUGGAAGAGUCGUUGAUCCAUCUACCCUGCAAAAGAAAUUGGAAGAAUUGGCUUUUCACUCAUCAAGACUAGAUUUUGUCUUUGAUCUGCUAUUUGAUUGAUUUCUUUGUGGGGAUUUUUCAUGUUUUAAUAAAAAGUAAUUAUAUGCAAGUUUCGUGCCUAAAAAUGUUGCUUCUGUGUUAAUGUUGGGUCUGGAAAUGGUUUCAUAACUAUCCCACCUUCAUUCUCCAGGUUAACUUGUAUCUAUAAAGUUGAUGAUGUUGAUUUGUGGCUGCCAUAUACAUACGUCUUCAUCUUUCUCUCCUGCUAGUGUUCAUCUCAUUUUGUAUUGUAUAGCUGCAGCCUGCAAGUUUGUCUCUUCACUACCUAUAUUAAUUUACACCGGAUGUUUACUCCAGUGUUUCAACCGAGAUUCAUAACAUACAAACUCUAAAUGAAAGUAUAAAAGUUUUUUUUAUUU
This is a messenger RNA of Rubroshorea leprosula, 1230 nucleotides long. Lineage: Eukaryota; Viridiplantae; Streptophyta; Magnoliopsida; Malvales; Dipterocarpaceae. The record is from the annotation of a GenBank genome assembly.